Messenger RNA from Armigeres subalbatus, 495 nucleotides. RefSeq lists its product as uncharacterized. The record is from RefSeq and is a predicted model, not a curated record. The transcript is spliced from 2 exons. The coding region runs from base 1 to 495 and encodes 164 amino acids. Lineage: Eukaryota; Metazoa; Arthropoda; Insecta; Diptera; Culicidae.
AUGUUUCCGGUACACAAGAAAGGCAACAAUCGUGACAUUAAUAACUACCGUGGUAUCACUUCUUUAAAUGCAGUUUCCAAAUUAUUCGAGCUGGUGAUUUUGGAGCCACUUGAGGCCCAUUGCAAACCAUUUCUCAGCAACGACCAACACAGCCUUACACCCGGGCGAUCGACAGCAACUAACUUGCUCUGCUUGACAUCCUAUAUAACCGAUUGUAUGGUUCAACGUGCACAGACUGAUGUGAUCUACACGGACCUGGCCGCUGCAUUCGAUAAAGUGAACCACGAUAUUGCGAUUGCAAAAAUAAAGAAGUUCGGCAUUAACGGUAUACCUCAAGGUAGUCACUUGGGUCCGUUCCUGUUCCUACUGUACUUCAACGAUGUGCAUCGAGCUUUGAAGGCUUCACGACUAUCAUUUGCAGACGACCUGAAGAUUGUCGCUUUCUCCAGCAACAGCUUGAAGUGUUCGCUGAUUGGUGCAGGCUCAACCCAAUGA